UGACGACAACACACAAGAAAGCCGAAUACUAAGUUGAGACGAUGGCAAAUUUAUCGAGUGGGUGUUCAGCCGCUGUUGCGAUCGUAGUACUACUACAUCUAGCAACUAUCAAUGCAGAGCUGGUUAUUCUACCAGAUGGUGAUGUCCAAUCAAAACCAACUGGAACUGCAAUUAUGUUAACAUGCAUAGCCAAAGUUGAAAAUACUAAAUUAAUUAGUAAUAUGGAAUGGAGAGAUCCAUAUGAUCGUGUUGUUGGUCCCAUCAAGUCAAUGAAUAAAGGAGGAGACAAUACAGAUAUGUAUACAGAAUCACAAAAUGGAAUUUUAGAACUUGUAUUCAAUUCAUUGAAAGCUGAUCAAGCUGGUAGAUAUGUUUGUACAGCAACAUAUGCCAACAAUGAGCCAUUAUCAAAAUCUGUAAAAAUUGAAAUUGUUGAUCCAAUAACAUUUACAUAUGCACCAAUAUAUCAAUAUCCAAUAAUAAAUGAAGAAUAUACAAUUCAAUGUCAAGUUACAGCAAGACCACCACCAAUAGUAACAUGGUAUCGUGAUGAUGUACCAAUAUUAUCAGAUGGAAAUCAAUAUGUCGUUGAAACUCAUGGUUUGAAAAUAUUUAAAGUUCAACAAAGUCAUGAAGGUGUUUAUAGAUGUCGUGCAUCAGUACCUGAAACUGGUUCAUUUUUUGAUAGAAUAAUUAAUGUUGAAGUACAUAAAAGUUUGGAAGAGAAGAGAAAGAACCAUUAAGAGAAGAAAAAAAAAUAACACCAAUUAUUGAUACUGGCUUGAGGCGAGAAACAUCAAAAACAUUUGAUGGCAAAUGUUCUGUUUCAAAUACUGGCUUUGUUGGUAAAGUCUUAGCUGUCUAGAUAUU
This is a messenger RNA of Aphidius gifuensis, 870 nucleotides long. RefSeq names its product fasciclin-2-like. Bases 42 to 743 code for a protein of 233 amino acids. The record is from RefSeq and is a predicted model, not a curated record. NCBI's taxonomy places the organism in Eukaryota, Metazoa, Arthropoda, Insecta, Hymenoptera, Braconidae. The transcript is spliced from 6 exons.